Medioppia subpectinata is the source of this 621-nucleotide messenger RNA. The record is from the annotation of a GenBank genome assembly. Lineage: Eukaryota; Metazoa; Arthropoda; Arachnida; Sarcoptiformes; Oppiidae.
UUGAGACCAAUUAUAAUAAUUUUAAUGAAGUUUUCGCCAAUGAAUACUAUAUUACUUAUAAUACAAUUAAUAUUACUUUUCAACAAAUAAGUAACAAAACAAUUGUAUCAAAAGAAAGUGAAAAUAACAAUGAUCAAUUUAAUGAUGGUAAUUACAAAACCCAAUUCAUUGAGAUGUCAGCCAUAGGUUCGGGUGGUUUUGGGACUGUAUUUAAAGUAAAGCAUAGAUUGGAUGAUAAGAUAUAUGCCGUUAAAAGAGUGGAAUUUGGGGAUGAAUGCCAUCGAGUAUUUCAUGUCAUGUGAAAUAUUCAGAGAGCUCUUAGAGUGCGUCCAAUAUCUACACGAAUCUAAUCCAGUGGUCAUUCAUCGUGAUCUCAAACCGGAAAACAUAUUAAUUGAUCACAACUUCAGUUUUAAUCGGUUCAUAAAACUGUGUGACUUUGGUUUGGCCACCGAUCACGACAUCGAUAGGCAAACUGCGAGCCGAUACGACCAUACGUUAGGUGUGGGCACUAAGACAUAUAUGUCGCCCGAAGUUUAUCAUUAUAAGCAAUAUAACCACAAAACAGACAUUUAUAGUCUCGCACUAAUCGCCGAAGAGAUCUAUAGUAUUGAUCCACAA